AUGCACGCCCUCUCUGUCCCAUUCACUCCCACUCUGCCCGUCUCACGCCCUCUCUGCCCCAUUCACUCCCUCUCUGCCCCAUUCACUCCUUCGCUGCCCCAUUCACUUCCUCUCUGCCCCAUUCACUUCCUCUCUGCCCCAUUCACUCCCUCGUUGCCCCAUUCACUCCCUCUCUGCCCCAUUCAGUCCCUCUCUGACCCAUUCCCUCCUCCUUUGCCCCGUGCACUCACGCUCUGCCCCAUUCACUCCCUCGUUGCCCCAUUCACUCCCUCUCUGCCCCAUCAGUCCCUCUCUGACCCAUUCCCUCCUCCUUUGCCCCAUGCACUCACGCUCUGCCCCAUUCACUCCCUCUCUACCCCAUUCACUCACGCUCUGCCCCAUUCACUCCCUCUCUACCCCAUUCACUCACGCUCUGCCCCAUUCACUCCCUCUCUGCCCCAUUCAUUCAGAUGA
Molecule: messenger RNA, 453 nt
Organism: Closterium sp. NIES-65
Lineage: Eukaryota; Viridiplantae; Streptophyta; Zygnematophyceae; Desmidiales; Closteriaceae
Source: the annotation of a GenBank genome assembly